AGGAGGAGGAGAUACUUGUACAGUUACCUACCUGAGGUACCUACCCUACUUCAUAUAGCUACCUAGGUGCACCUCCAGUCGUCCGGUUCUUCUGCAAAUACAUACCUGCGAUCGGGGUCUUGCCUUGCUUCAUCCUCUAUCCAUUACUACUUUAUACUUGUGAUUUGCACAUAUUUCUUCUGCUUCACGAGACGAGAACUUCUUGCCGCCAUGUCUGACACGAAGAUGAAAGCGCUCCAUUACGAUGGUCCCUACCAGGUUUCCGUUCGAGAGAUCGAAAGGCCAAAGAUCGAGCAUCCCGAUGAUGUAAUCAUCAAGAUCACCACGAGCUGCAUUUGUGGAAGUGACUUACAUAUGUACGAGGGCAGAACCUCUGCCGAGAAAGGACUGGUUUUCGGACACGAGAACAUGGGGAUCGUCACUGAGGUCGGAUCUGGUGUUACGUUGCUGAAGAAGGGUGAUCGCAUCGUCCUUCCAUUCAACGUCGCUGACGGUCGCUGCCGCAACUGCGAGGAAGGCAAGACAGCCUUCUGUACCGGUGUCAACCCUGGAUUUGCAGGCGGUGCGUAUGGCUACGUUGCCAUGGGACCAUACGCUGGCGGACAAGCGCAAUAUUUGAGAGUGCCUUAUGCGGACUUUAACGGAUUGAAGCUGCCACCUGGAGUUGAGCAUGAGGCAGACUUUGCUCUGCUUGCGGAUAUCUUCCCAACUGGCUGGCACGGACUUGUACUUUCUGGCUUCCAGAGCGGUGAAUCUGUUGCUGUCUUUGGAGCAGGGCCAGUAGGGCUUAUGGCCGCAUACUCUGGCAUUAUUCGCGGCGCAUCGCAGGUUUACGUCGUGGACCAAGUUCCAGAGCGACUAGCCCAAGCCGCCAAGAUUGGAGCUAUUCCAAUCAACUUCAGGGACGGCGAUCCAGUCGAGCAAAUCAUCAAGAAGAAUGGUGGCAUGGUCGAUCGAGCUGUCGAUGCUGUGGGCUAUCAAGCUGUUGACAAAGAUGGCAGCAAAGAGAGGCCCAACAUCGUGCUCGAUCAGCUGAUCAUGGUGACAAGACCAACUGGUGGACUUGGAAUUCCUGGUCUUUAUGUGCCAAGCGACCCAGGCGCUCCAGACGAACAAUCAGGCAAGGGCCAGAUCUUAAUCAGCUUUGGCAAGCUUUUUGAAAAGGGAUUGAGCCUGGGCACAGGACAGUGUAACGUAAAGGCUUACAAUAGGUACUUGCGCGACCUCAUCAUCGCGGGUCGUGCAAAGCCCUCGUUUGUGGUUUCGCACGAGCUAUCGCUUGAUGAUGCUCCGAUGGCUUAUGAAAAAUUCGACAAGCGCAUUGAAGGAUAUUCCAAGGUGUUGUUGCAUCCCAACGGGCCACUGCAGUAGAGUGGAGUGGAUGGAACUGUGUCAUGACGACUCAGAGCCGCCGUAAUGAUGAACCGUGGUAGUCCAGUAGUCGAAAAUUUGAUGGAUGAUCUCGUCGCCUGUGCUGUCUGAUGCACUUUCCCAUGUCGGUCAUGUGCAGGAUCAAUAAUGCCAUGAAAUGCCGCCUCUCUUGAUCAAUCACAGACCAUCCUCGCCUUGCAGCACGCGAGCGCUCACAAUCCUCACCUCCUCUUCCGGCCUGUCCUCCGCGCUCGUCUUGACCAAGCCCAGCUUCUUCACCGUAUUGAGCCCACUCUUCACGCGACCAAAAAUGGUAUGUUUCCCAUCCAACCACGGCGUCGGCGCGAGUGUGACGAAGAAUUGCGAUCCAUUGGUAUUAGGUCCCGAAUUGGCCAUACUGAGAAUUCCCGCGCCUGUAUGUUUCAGGUCCGAACGGAUUUCGUCGUCGAAUUUUUCUCCCCAUAUCGAGGAGCCUCCUCGUCCUGUGCCUGUGGGGUCUCCGCCUUGGAUCAUAAAAUCCGGAAUGAUGCGAUGGAAAAUGGUGCCGUCGUAGUACUUGCGCGAGCAGAGUUCGCGAAAGUUUUUGCACGUCUGAGGCGCGUGUUCCGUGUAGAGCUCGAUGGUGAUGGGCCCCAAGGACGUUUCGAGUACCACCUGGGUGGCCAUCGGGGGCGCGCGAUGGUUCUAUG
Sphaerulina musiva SO2202 is the source of this 2060-nucleotide messenger RNA. Its product is annotated as S-glutathione dehydrogenase. The transcript has 13 exons. The record is from RefSeq and is a predicted model, not a curated record. NCBI's taxonomy places the organism in Eukaryota, Fungi, Ascomycota, Dothideomycetes, Mycosphaerellales, Mycosphaerellaceae. Bases 211 to 1371 code for a protein of 386 amino acids. Gene Ontology annotation, molecular function: oxidoreductase activity; zinc ion binding.